CAAUACAACAAACUUUCCAACUUUCCCUUCCCCAACACACACCCCAGUACUUUUUUUCUCUCCCUCAUCCCUGCCUCAUUGCUGCCUGCUCGUUCUUCGCAGCAUUAUAUACUCUCUUUCUCCGAUCCACGGCCAUCGAAAUAUGCCCUUUGCAUCCUGCCAUUCCUCCCUAUCCUGUCGAUUCUGACCUCCCUUGACCUUUCUACCUCCGCCGCAAAUCCCCUCCGGUCUCCCGCAUAAAAAAUGGCCGCCGUUGUCGCCAACGGCCAUACCACCCCCUCCGCCGAUGUCGCCAAACAGCGCAGGCUGAUCCACCACCAUGCCGAUGUCGUGAUUGUGGGCGCCGGGAUCCUAGGUUGUGCAUUGGCGGUCGCACUUGGAAGACAAGGGCGCAGCGUCCUGCUGCUGGAGGCGUCCAUGAAGGAGCCUGACCGGAUCGUGGGAGAGUUACUACAGCCUGGCGGUGUCGAGGCGCUUGAGAAACUGGGUCUUGCCGAUUGUCUGGAAGACAUUGAUGCCAUCCCAGCGAAAGGCUACCAUGUGACAUACUUUGGGAAACCCGUCUCAUUCACCUACCCCAAAGCCUCCCCGUCGUCGCCCGCCCCGCAAGGGCGUUGUUUCCACCAUGGCCGCUUCGUCAUGAAGCUGCGAGCUGCUGCGCUGGCCUGUCCCAAUGUCACAGUGGUGGAGACCAAGGCCACCGACUUGGUCACUUGCUCCCACACAAAGCAGGUUCUUGGUGUCGAGUGUGUGACCGGCGACAUGAAGGAUUGCUACUUUGGCCAUCUUACGGUGGUGGCCGAUGGCUACGCCUCCAAACUCCGCAAGCAAUACCAUUCCAAGACUCCCAAGGUCCGCUCCAGGUUCUGGGGCUUGGAAUUGAUCGAUGCAGACCUUCCCAAGCCUUACCAUGGCCACGUCCUCCUUAGCGACAAUGCCCCUAUCCUCGUCUACCAAAUUGGCACCCAUGAAACCCGCAUCCUCAUCGACAUCCCAGAGAACCUCCCGUCGGCCUCCGUCAAGAACGGCGGCGUCAAGAACCACCUUCGCAACGUCGUUCUCCCGUCCCUUCCCGAAUGCAUUCAGCCUUCAUUCGUAGCUGCGUUGGACAAGGGUCAGCUGCGGUCAAUGCCGAACUCAUAUCUGCCUAGUACCCCGAACAAGACUCCCGGUCUGGUCAUCCUGGGCGAUGCGCUCAACAUGCGGCAUCCGCUGACCGGUGGAGGAAUGACCGUCGCAUUCAACGACGUUGUGGUCCUUCGUGAUCUGCUGAGUCCGGAGAAGGUCCCUUCCCUCGCUAAUCAUGAGCGCGUCCUGCAGCAGCUGUCCUCCUUCCGUUGGCAACGGAAGAAAACAUGUUCAGUCAUCAACAUUUUGGCGCAGGCUCUCUAUGCCUUGUUUGCUGCUAAAGACGAGAAUAUGCGUGCUCUCCAACGUGGCUGCUUCCGUUACUUUGAGUUAGGAAUGACCAGCGGGCCCAUAGGUCUUCUGGGUGGACUAAUCAAAAAGCCGGACGUUCUAUUCUGGCAUUUCUUCAGUGUCGCCUUUCUCUCUCUGUGGCUCGUCAUCACCGAGCCACCUUUCUACAAGCUGCCUCUGGCUUUGUUGAAAUGCAUUAUGGUCUUUUGGACAGCAUGCGUCGUGAUCUUCCCCUACAUGCUGAUAGAGGCAUUCUGCUAAAUGGGAAAUAUCACCGCUGCCGUCACCACUACUACCCCUACCAUCAUCAUUCUCACUCACAUGCCAUCCCAUAUAUCUUUACCCUACCCGCUUAUUCAUACCUAAUGAACCCGCACCAGAUUGAUUCAUUUCGAUGAGUUGCAAGUGCCGAAGAAGCCAUGACCACCUAUCCCGUACAUAUGUAUUUGUCUCAUCUGAUUAUCACUUUUCUCCUGUCAUAUAUUGCUUGUGUUACCUUUUAAUAUCUCCCUUUCUUGCUUCUGAUCCUACAUGUACUAUUAGAAAUCUAUUUUCUUGUCUUCUUCUUGUUUCAUUACUACCUAUGUUGUUCCUAGAUUCUAUCUACGGUGGAAGUGAUCGCUGGUCUCAUCUCGAAAGAUAGCAAGCGUCUGAACCUGUAAAAUUAGUUGACCUUUUCACUUCUGUACAUCUUUUAACCAUUCAACCGAGUUGUAUUAUGGGUUCAUACUAUCAAUACUAGACAUUCGGUACCAAAGCG
Molecule: messenger RNA, 2179 nt
Organism: Aspergillus welwitschiae
Lineage: Eukaryota; Fungi; Ascomycota; Eurotiomycetes; Eurotiales; Aspergillaceae
Gene: erg1
Product: squalene monooxygenase erg1
Exons: 2
Coding region: 244-1680 (478 amino acids)
Biological process (GO): ergosterol biosynthetic process
Cellular component (GO): endoplasmic reticulum; membrane
Molecular function (GO): flavin adenine dinucleotide binding; squalene monooxygenase activity
Source: RefSeq, a predicted model, not a curated record